Ziziphus jujuba (common jujube) is the source of this 1495-nucleotide messenger RNA. RefSeq names its product cathepsin B-like protease 3. Gene Ontology annotation, cellular component: lysosome. The record is from RefSeq and is a predicted model, not a curated record. Lineage: Eukaryota; Viridiplantae; Streptophyta; Magnoliopsida; Rosales; Rhamnaceae. Gene Ontology annotation, molecular function: cysteine-type endopeptidase activity. The transcript has 10 exons. Gene Ontology annotation, biological process: regulation of catalytic activity.
CUCCCGAGUCCCGAUGGCCGAUGCCCAAACCAUAAAUUAAAGAAUAAAAUAUAUAAAAACGUGUAAUAUUAUUAUACUAGAAAGAGCUAGUGGCAGACUGGUGGAAGGAAGCGAGCGAUCUCCAAUCCAAGCAGAAAAAGUCAAUCUCAUCCACAUCGGGAGGGAAAUGGCCAGAAUUCGGCGACUGGGACUGCAUCUGGCGAUCCUUGCUCUACUUUUAGGGGUCUUCUCCACUUUAAAAAACCAGCAGGCCAAGGCCGUUGCAGAAAGACCGGUGAACAAGAUUAAGCUUAAUUCUCAUAUUCUGCAGGAGUCAAUUAUCAAACAGAUAAAUGGAAACCCUAAUGCUGGAUGGGAAGCUGCCGUGAAUCCUAGAUUCUCCAAUUACACUAUUGGCCAAUUUAGGCACCUUCUUGGAGUCAAACCAACACCUCAAAAGGAUUUGAAGAAUAUUCCAGUUAUAGCUCAUGCAAAAUCCUUGAAGUUGCCAAAUAAGUUUGAUGCAAGAACUGCUUGGCCUCAAUGUAGCACCAUUGGAAGAAUUUUAGGUUAAUUGCUUAUAUGCUUUUUACGUAAAUAUAACAUAUGGAUUUUGUACUGGCAGGGUCAUUGUGGUUCUUGCUGGGCUUUUGGUGCUGUUGAAUCUUUGUCAGAUCGUUUUUGCAUCCAUUUUGAUGUGAACAUAUCUCUUUCAGUUAAUGAUCUCUUAGCAUGCUGUGGCUUUAUGUGUGGAGAUGGCUGUGAUGGAGGGUAUCCAAUUUAUGCUUGGCGGUAUUUUGUCCAUCACGGAGUUGUCACAGAAGAGUGUGACCCAUAUUUUGAUGAUACUGGCUGUUCCCACCCUGGUUGUGAGCCUGCAUAUCCGACACCAAAGUGUGUUAGAAAGUGUGUAAAUAAAAAUCAGCUUUGGAGCAAUUCAAAGCAUUAUAGUAUCAGUGCGUAUAGAAUAAAAUCUGAUCCCCACAGUAUUAUGGCAGAAAUUUAUAAGAAUGGCCCAGUUGAGGUCUCAUUCACUGUUUAUGAGGAUUUUGCUCACUAUAAAUCAGGAGUUUACAAACAUAUUACAGGCGAUGUAAUGGGCGGUCAUGCUGUCAAGUUAAUUGGAUGGGGUACUACUGAUGCUGGGGAGGACUACUGGCUUCUUGCAAAUCAGUGGAAUAAAAGUUGGGGUGAUGAUGGUUACUUCAUGAUCAGAAGAGGAACAAAUGAGUGUGGCAUUGAAGAGGACGUGGUUGCCGGGUUGCCUUCAUCCAGGAAUCUUGUAAGAGAGAUAGCCAGCGUGGAGGCCGAUGCAGUUGUUUCGUUCUGAUUGGAGGUACCAAUGGCAUGAUCGGCCAAAUAAAACCUGUAAGAUGAUUGAAGAUGUGACACUACUUUUUAUCUUUGCUACCAAACCUGUGAAAUUGUUGUUUAAUUAAAAGAUUGUCAUAUAACUAUAAAAGAAAGCGGAGCAUUAUAUUUUAUAAAAAUAUGUGGAAUGUUUAAACUUCUGCUA